AGAAACGUGACACACCAGCCCGCUCGGAGGGGUUUCGGACCGAAGGGAAGGAUCCGCGCUGCGUCGUCCGUCUCCUAGCGCACCACGGGCACUUCUCUCCAGCUUUCCCCGAACUCUCCGGCAAUCUCCGCGCGCCCUCAGGCCGCCCUUCCUGCCCUGGGCUCAGGACAACUUCUGGAGUGGGGUGCAAAGAAAGUUUGCGGCUCCUGCCGCCGGCCUCCCCGCCUCUGGGCCUAGGAGGUUUGCCGCCAGCGCCUGCCCGUACGGCCUUACCCGGACCGCGUCCUGCCCCGACACCGCAACCAUGAACAAGCUUUACAUCGGUAACCUCAACGAGAGCGUGACCCCCGCGGACUUGGAGAAAGUAUUUGCGGAGCACAAGAUCUCCUACAGCGGCCAGUUCUUGGUCAAAUCCGGCUACGCUUUCGUGGACUGCCCCGACGAGCACUGGGCGAUGAAGGCCAUCGAAACUUUCUCGGGCAAAGUCGAAUUGCAAGGAAAACGCCUGGAGAUUGAACACUCCGUUCCCAAAAAACAAAGGAGUCGAAAAAUCCAGAUACGAAAUAUUCCACCUCAGCUCCGAUGGGAAGUACUGGAUAGUCUGCUGGCUCAGUAUGGAACAGUAGAAAACUGUGAGCAAGUGAACACUGAGAGUGAGACAGCAGUGGUGAACGUAACCUAUUCCAACCGGGAGCAGACCAGGCAAGCCAUCAUGAAGCUGAACGGCCACCAAUUGGAGAAUCAUGCCUUGAAGGUCUCCUACAUUCCUGAUGAGCAGAUAGCUCAGGGUCCUGAGAAUGGGCGCCGAGGAGGCUUUGGCUCCCGUGGUCAGCCCCGCCAGGGCUCUCCUGUGGCAACAGGGGCCCCAGCCAAGCAGCAGCAGGUGGACAUCCCCCUUCGGCUCCUGGUGCCCACCCAAUAUGUGGGUGCCAUCAUCGGCAAGGAGGGUGCCACUAUCCGUAACAUCACAAAACAAACGCAGUCUAAGAUUGAUGUGCAUAGGAAGGAGAAUGCAGGUGCAGCGGAAAAGGCCAUCAGCGUCCACUCAACCCCCGAAGGCUGCUCCUCAGCCUGUAAGAUGAUUUUGGAGAUCAUGCAUAAGGAGGCAAAGGACACCAAAACGGCUGAUGAAGUCCCACUAAAGAUCCUGGCCCAUAAUAACUUUGUGGGACGUCUCAUUGGCAAGGAAGGGCGGAACCUGAAGAAGGUGGAGCAGGACACAGAGACGAAAAUCACCAUCUCCUCGCUGCAGGACCUCACCCUCUACAACCCGGAGAGAACCAUCACCGUGAAGGGGGCCAUUGAGAACUGCUGCAGGGCUGAGCAGGAAAUCAUGAAGAAAGUUAGGGAGGCUUAUGAGAAUGACGUGGCCGCCAUGAGCCUGCAGUCUCACCUCAUCCCUGGCCUUAACUUGGCCGCCGUCGGGCUUUUCCCAGCCUCGUCCAGUGCAGUCCCACCACCUCCCAGCAGUGUUACUGGUGCUGCUCCCUACAGCUCCUUUAUGCAGGCUCCAGAGCAGGAGAUGGUGCAGGUGUUCAUUCCUGCCCAGGCGGUGGGUGCCAUCAUCGGCAAGAAGGGACAGCACAUCAAGCAACUUUCCAGAUUUGCCAGUGCCUCCAUCAAGAUUGCUCCACCGGAAACACCUGACUCCAAAGUUCGAAUGGUUAUCAUCACCGGACCCCCAGAGGCCCAAUUCAAGGCUCAGGGGAGAAUAUAUGGAAAACUCAAGGAAGAAAACUUCUUUGGUCCUAAGGAAGAAGUAAAGCUGGAGACACAUAUCCGGGUGCCAGCCUCGGCCGCUGGCCGUGUCAUUGGCAAAGGCGGCAAAACGGUGAAUGAGUUGCAGAAUCUGACAGCUGCUGAGGUGGUAGUGCCGAGGGACCAGACGCCUGAUGAAAAUGAUCAAGUUAUCGUUAAGAUCAUCGGGCAUUUCUAUGCCAGCCAGAUGGCUCAGCGGAAGAUCCGAGACAUCCUGGCCCAAGUUAAGCAACAGCACCAGAAGGGACAGAGCAACCAAGCCCAAGCACGGAGGAAGUGACCAGCGCCUUCCAAUCCCAUUUGCUUCAGGAUGCCGGGCAGAACUGGGGAGUGCACUCUCCCGGCAGGCCUGAGAAUGAGUGGGAAUCAGGGACCUCGGGGCUGGGCUGGAGAUCAGGUUUGCCCACUUGCUUGAAAAGGAUGUUCUGGUGAGGAAUCCUGAUCUCUCCGUCCCAAACCCCUGACUGACCAGCCCAGCCAGGCCCACCACACCUUGGGGUGUCACCAUUCAAAUUCUAGCUCAGGGUGCUUUUAAACGUGGAUUGUUUAAGGAAGUUCUCCAAAUCCCACCAAGAGGAUGGUUCAGUCUCCAGUGGGGAAGAGAAAUAAAGUUUCCUGCAGGUUUAUAAAAAC
Messenger RNA from Marmota flaviventris (yellow-bellied marmot), 2391 nucleotides. It is a transcript of the gene Igf2bp1, whose product is annotated as insulin like growth factor 2 mRNA binding protein 1. The record is from RefSeq and is a predicted model, not a curated record. NCBI's taxonomy places the organism in Eukaryota, Metazoa, Chordata, Mammalia, Rodentia, Sciuridae. Gene Ontology annotation, molecular function: RNA binding.